Molecule: messenger RNA, 612 nt
Organism: Cannabis sativa
Lineage: Eukaryota; Viridiplantae; Streptophyta; Magnoliopsida; Rosales; Cannabaceae
Exons: 1
Coding region: 1-612 (203 amino acids)
Source: RefSeq, a predicted model, not a curated record
AUGGAAGGUGAGACCAUCAAAAUGAUGAAUCAAGACCUAGUGAGGUUGGAUAGGUUUGAUGGAUCCAACUUUACUAGGUGGCAAGAUAAAGUGAGGUUUCUCUUGACCACACUCAAGAUAGCAUAUAUUCUUGAGUCUACUUUGGAGCCUCUACCCGCUCAAUCCGAGAAAGACACUCCCGAGAUGGUGGAGAAGAGAAGGAAGAGAGAGGAGGACAAUCUCCUAUGUAGAGGUCAUAUUCUAAAUGCCUUGUCUGAUAGGCUAUAUGAUCUCUACACUAAUACUAAUUCCGCGAAGGAGAUUUGGAAUGCUUUGGAAGCAAAAUACAAGGCGGAAGAAGAAGGUACAAGAAAAUUUUUAAUUUCACAAUAUUUUGAAUUUUCUUUUAGUGAUGCUAAAGAUCUUCUUCCUCAAAUCCAUGAGUUACAAAUCAUUGUGAACAAGUUAAAGGUUCUCAAGAUUGAGCUUCCCGAGGCAUUCCAAGUUGGUGCAAUUGUGGCAAAGUUGCCACCAACUUGGAAGGGCUAUAGGAAAAGAAUCCUCCAUAAAAAUGAGGAUUAUUCAUUGGAAGAGAUCCAAAACAUAUCCGAAUCGAAGAGGAAUCGAGAUUGA